Messenger RNA from Plasmodium vivax (malaria parasite P. vivax), 690 nucleotides. RefSeq names its product variable surface protein Vir14, putative. The transcript has 3 exons. Bases 1 to 690 code for a protein of 229 amino acids. The record is from RefSeq and is a predicted model, not a curated record. Lineage: Eukaryota; Apicomplexa; Aconoidasida; Haemosporida; Plasmodiidae.
AUGGAAGAAGAGGAUUUGGACUCGAAAUAUGAGAACGUGCCCUCACAGAUAUUUUACAAAGAACUGAAUGCUGAAUUGAAGGACAGGGUUAAUACACAAUGGGAAAAGUUAAAAGAUUUAAUAGAAGAACAACCUUUACUUAAAGAUGUUUGCGACAAACUUGAAAAAAAUUUAAAAUCCUUAAACGCUAAUCCUCAGUCAGAGAUGUUAAGUAAGAAGCAUUGUUAUGAUAUAAAUUACUGGUUAUUUGAUAAUGUACAUAACAAGCUUAAUAUUAAAGAGGAGGACCCUCUUUUUUAUAACAUUAUCGAUAGUGUCCAUAGUGUAUGGAGAGAUAUAAAUGAGAGUUUGCCAGAUAAGACUCAUAUAUGUAAACCAGAUUCAACGUUAAUGGACAUGCCUGUUUUGAAGGAAUUUAAGCAUUUGUUUGAUUUUAUUGAAAACUUUGCGUUUUUUAAAGCAGAAGCUUUUAAGGAUACUCCCAAGGCAUGCACGAAAUAUUUUAAAUACCUUGAACGUAGUGUCCAAAUAUAUUAUGCAAGGGAGAUCUUUUGUACUAACCCAGAAAGUAAUAUGUGCAAUAGAUAUAUUGAUAACUACAAAUCUUAUAAUCCAAAAAAUGUUAGAGAAGAAUUAAACGUGUCUAAACUUAUUAUGGAACUGUCCAAGGGGAUGUUGGAACAACUGUAG